Ostrea edulis (European flat oyster) is the source of this 1235-nucleotide messenger RNA. Its product is annotated as adenylate kinase 2, mitochondrial-like. Bases 82 to 783 code for a protein of 233 amino acids. Gene Ontology annotation, biological process: ADP biosynthetic process. The record is from RefSeq and is a predicted model, not a curated record. NCBI's taxonomy places the organism in Eukaryota, Metazoa, Mollusca, Bivalvia, Ostreida, Ostreidae. Gene Ontology annotation, molecular function: ATP binding; AMP kinase activity. Gene Ontology annotation, cellular component: cytoplasm; mitochondrion. The transcript has 5 exons.
CUACCCAUUUUACCAACUAUCCUGUUUAACAGCGCAUGAGCUGUGUUGAGCUUCCGUUCAUGAGGAGACUCGUCACAAAAAAUGCCUCCUGCUCCACGUAAAGUCAAUGUCGUGUUAUUAGGGCCACCUGGCUCAGGAAAAGGCACACAGGCACCAAAGUUGGUAGAUGAAUACAAAGUAUGUCAUCUUUCAACAGGAGACAUGCUGAGAGCAGUAAUAGCUUCAGGGUCUGACCUAGGAAAGAGGGUAAAGGGAGUGAUGGACAAAGGUCAAUUAGUGAGUGAUGACCUUGUGAUUGAAAUGAUUGACAAGAAUCUGGAUAAACCGGCAUGUGCCAAUGGGUUUCUGCUGGAUGGAUUCCCUCGUACAAUCAAACAAGCAGAAGGACUUGACAAACUGCUGGAGAAGAGGAAAUCAGAGUUGAAUGCCUGUGUGGAAUUCAGAAUUGAUGAUUCUUUACUGGUUCGACGCAUCACUGGACGUCUCAUCCAUUCAGCUAGCGGACGGUCAUAUCAUGUGGAGUUUAAUCCCCCCAAAGUGCCCAUGACAGAUGAUAUUACAGGAGAACCUCUUAUCAGACGGUCAGAUGACAAUUCGGAGGCACUAAAGAAACGUUUAGAGUCCUACCACAAGCAGACCAGCCCUCUCGUUGAUUACUACAGUAAGAAAGGCAUCCACACUGCAGUGGAUGCAAAACAACCUCCCAAUGUUGUCUUUGCUGCCAUUCAAGCUGCCUUCUCAGGAAAAGGAAAAGAUAAAUUACGAUUACUGGGACAAGGAUAGAAAUUUAUCAUUAACCAUGACCUUGGAAAUUUAUGAUUGGCAUUUGUUGGUGAAUUAUUCUAGAUACAUGAGAAAAAAAUUUUGGCAUACAUUUCCUAUGCAUAUCAGUUGCUUUAUAUUGCAUCUCUUUAAAAAAAAAAAAAACAAACCCAUAGACACAAGAAAUAGAGCCUGUACACAGGAUUAAAAUAGAAUUCUGUGCAAUUGCCAACAUCAGUCAGUUUCCACUUAACAAGUUAUAAAGAUUUCAUCGGACAUAAAUGAUCCUUUUUUUUGUGCAUGUAUCAUUCAAGUGAUAAAUUGUUUUACGUGUAGCGUGGUAGUUUCCUUACUGAUAAUUUUCCAGAUUUUUCCAUUCAUAUGCUUGAACCAAAAUCAUAGUUGCAAUAGCCAUGUAUGUUUUAAGAAUGUUGAUUGUUUUAUUUUCAUAAAUGAAAUCUUAGAUAACCUAA